AGUACACCUCCAAAGCCAACCUUCACUUGACAUCAGCACCAUGUUGAGCACCCGGGCCUUCCUCCACCUCUUCCUCCUCCUCGCCACCGUAGCCUUCCUGUUCACGUCGGCUACCGAGGACGCUUCGGUGGAGACGCGCUCGCUGGAUUUCACGCUGAAAAAUCAACAGGAGAAAGAUCUGAUUGAUGCUUUACAAGAAGUCCUGGAGAAGCUGAGGAACAAAGAGAUGCCCUCUGAGAAAAAGCUGGGCUGGCUGCCCUCGUGUGACGCAGGGGAGCCAUGCGCCGUGCGUAAAGGCUCCCGAAUUGGCACGCUGUGCAGCUGUCCGCGAGGGACUUCCUGUAACUUUUAUGUCCUCAAGUGCUUGUGAAAGAUAACAAAUGCAUUGCAUUGGUCUGCAUACUGUCCUGUUUCAUGUGUUGUGACAAUUCCAAGCGUCAUAUGAAAAUGGCUCAAGAGUUGUUUUGCUCAGGGGCAACUUACUUGUUAUUUUGGUGAGAAUAUCAAAUAUAAAAUAAGUACAUGUUGUGCCUUAA
Molecule: messenger RNA, 536 nt
Organism: Hippocampus zosterae (dwarf seahorse)
Lineage: Eukaryota; Metazoa; Chordata; Actinopteri; Syngnathiformes; Syngnathidae
Product: cocaine- and amphetamine-regulated transcript protein-like
Exons: 3
Coding region: 41-370 (109 amino acids)
Biological process (GO): positive regulation of MAPK cascade; cellular response to starvation; negative regulation of appetite
Molecular function (GO): neuropeptide hormone activity
Source: RefSeq, a predicted model, not a curated record